AUUGUGCAUAACCCCACCUCAACAUUUUGUGUCCGCGGCUCUUGACUGGACUGCAAUCGACUACACUGCAAGAUCUCGGCAUCUCGAUGGCCAACUCGAAGCUGUAAUCACAAUGGCAAACACCUCGGCGUCACCGGGUACGCAUGUCGCCAUGCACCUUCUGUCCCUUGCGCAUCCUUCGACAACUGCCUCCCGCAUCUUCACUGAGAAAGUCAAGCUCCGACCCUUGCAUCUCAAGCCUGGUGAAAACCCCACGCCCUCUGGUCGCGCCUAUCGACGCACACUGCGCCUACAGGCUGCAUCGAAGCUUAAGAAGAAGCGCAAGCCGCAACCAUUGAGUGCGGCCGAGAAGCGCGCAACAUGCCUACACUCGAUUCCCAGCGAUCAACAAAAAUAUGCGAUCUUCGAACCGCUCCACCAGCUAUGGACAGGAUACAUCAAUGAAAUAUUGGGGUCGGGGAGGCCAGUUUCUGGGCCAGUAGCUGCCAAGCUUGCGAGUGCAGAUUAUCAUGGCGCACUUAUCCAGGUAGCACGAAGCCGUUGCACAAGCCGUGUCGGUGUCAAGGGAAUCGUCGUCAAGGAUACCAAGUUUACAUUCGAAAUUAUCACCGAGGAAAACGAGCUGAAGGUUCUGCCAAAAGAGCACACAGUCUUCAGGUUCGAGGUUCGAGAUGAUGCAGAAGCGGAAGAAUCAAGAGACACGCAACUGGAUCAGGCGGCAAAGAAGAGCUUGGUCUUCGAGUUACAUGGGGAUCAGUUCCAACAUCGCGCUGUAGAUAGGGCGAACAAGAAGUUUAAGCAACACUUCCUACCGGAUAUUUGAGGAGAUGGUUUUGUUGAAUUGGGAGAUUAAACAAUACCUCCAGGCAUCCCAGAGUACUGGCCAUACAUAUCGAGCGGUAGCUCUAUAAGCUGGCGCGGCCAUUGGGAGCGAUGGGGCGAAUCUACAAGGCGGUAACUCGCUGUGGUGCGAAAAUGAAGACGCCGUGAAGGCCACUGUCUGAGGCAAGGCUGUGGGUAUGCGGUUCUGCCACGCUGGGCUCGAUGUGGCUGAGAAGGCCCAUACUUUACUCCAAGACGAGAAGUAAAUAUAACCUGAACACAGUGGUAGGCGGUCGCAUCACCAGGUGAUUGGGUUUGAUAUUUAUACAUGCCGGUGACCUCCUACCCUCACGGUGUCCAAAUGUUAUCCAGCGGUUGGUAUUCAUAAGUCUAAUGUAAAGAACAAGAGAAGCGCCCCAGCCGGAUAGUAAGAAACUCGGUGAUUAUUGUGGACUUUGUCCCAUGCUUCCAAAGCUCCUCAUAAUGCAAGGCAUUGGAGCGCAAUAAAUAAAUUCUUACAUAUUUUGAGAGAAAUGAAGAACGUGUUUGUAGCAGUUCUAUAUAUGCC
This is a messenger RNA of Pseudogymnoascus verrucosus, 1390 nucleotides long. RefSeq lists its product as uncharacterized. Gene Ontology annotation, cellular component: ribonuclease P complex; ribonuclease MRP complex. The record is from RefSeq and is a predicted model, not a curated record. Gene Ontology annotation, molecular function: ribonuclease P RNA binding. The transcript has a single exon. NCBI's taxonomy places the organism in Eukaryota, Fungi, Ascomycota, Leotiomycetes, Thelebolales, Thelebolaceae. The coding region runs from base 113 to 823 and encodes 236 amino acids. Gene Ontology annotation, biological process: tRNA 5'-leader removal; rRNA processing.